Molecule: messenger RNA, 2907 nt
Organism: Hirundo rustica (Barn swallow)
Lineage: Eukaryota; Metazoa; Chordata; Aves; Passeriformes; Hirundinidae
Gene: KIF20A
Product: kinesin family member 20A
Exons: 19
Coding region: 113-2764 (883 amino acids)
Biological process (GO): mitotic spindle assembly; microtubule-based movement
Cellular component (GO): spindle microtubule; nucleus
Molecular function (GO): ATP binding; plus-end-directed microtubule motor activity; microtubule binding
Source: RefSeq, a predicted model, not a curated record
GCGGAGCGGGCGGGCGGCGAGGUUUGAAACGCCGAGCGGCGGCGAGGGGCAGCGGGGCCGGAGCGGUGAGAGGGGCGGUCGGUGGUAGCUGCGCUUCCCUGUGUGAGGCACCAUGGCACAAGCACUUGCCUCCCCAGGGCUGUUUUCUGACGAUGAGGCUGCGGUCUCCCCUGUGCUCGAGUCCACAGCAGCAGGGUUCGGGGUUGACGUGCGCAAGGACCUGCUGCCGGAGUUCUCUGCCAUCUCCCCAAACCUGGAGGGCUCGCAGGCCGUAGCUGAAGACAAUAAUGGAAAAAUAAGGGUCUACCUCAGAGUUCGACCUCUGAAAUCUACAGAAGUGGAAAAGGGGGAAGACCAGGGCUGUGUCUGUAUUGAGAACUCAGAAACCCUUAUUCUAAAAGCUCCAAAGAAUUCCUUCACCAUGCGGAGCACAGAGCGAGGAGUGGGACAAGCAGUGCACAGAUUCUCCUUCACCCGGAUUUUUGGACCAGAGGUGGGACAGAAGUUGUUCUUUGAUGAGACAAUGAAACAGGUGGUAAAGGAUGUGCUGAGUGGGCAGAACUGUCUGGUUUACACCUAUGGCAUCACCAAUUCAGGGAAGACUCACACGAUUCAGGGCACCACCCAAGAUGGGGGGAUUCUGCCUCGCUCCUUGGCCACCAUCUUCAACAGUGUGGGGGACCGGCUGUACCAGGCCAUGGACCUGAAGCCUGCUCUGUCCAACGAGGUGACCUGGCUGGACAGCAGGCAGGUGCGGCAGGAGGAGACCAAGAAGCAGAUGCUGCUGCAGGGGGGUCUCUGGGAGGAGGAGCUGCUAACGCCCCUGAAGAGGAGUCACAGCGCUGAAUCCCAGCUCCAGGCCACCACCAGCGGCAGUUUUGACAGUGGAGUUGCUGGUCUGUCUUCGUCCAGCCAACUCACCAACCGUUCGGACUUCAGCCAGACAGAAGAACCAGACCCCUGCUGGGCUGACUUGGAUCGUGUUUCACUCACCAGCACAGGAGAUGUGCAGUUCUCCAUCUGGGUCUCCUUCUUUGAGAUCUACAACGAGUUAAUCUAUGACUUGUUAGAACCAGCUGUACCUGGGCAGAACCGCAAGCGGCAAACUCUGCGGCUCUGCGAGGACCAGACUGGCAACCCCUACGUGAAAGAUCUGAACUGGAUCAAUGUCCAGGAUGCCGAUGAGGCCUGGAAGCUCCUGAAACUGGGUCGGAAAAACCAGAGUUUUGCGAGCACCCACAUGAACCAGAACUCCAGUCGUAGUCACAGUGUGUUCUCCAUUCGGAUUCUGCACUUGAAAAGAGGUGGCAGUGAAGUUGUUCCAAAAAUCAGCGAGCUGUCCCUGUGUGACCUGGCGGGGUCUGAGCGCUGCAAGGACCAGAAAAGCGGGGACCGAAUGAAAGAAGCCAACAACAUCAACACCUCCCUGCACACCCUGGGCCGCUGCAUCGCCGCCCUCCGCCAGAACCAGCAGGCCAGGACAAAGCAGGCGGUGGUUCCGUUCCGGGACAGCAAACUGACCCGCGUGUUCCAGGGCUUCUUCACCGGGCGCGGGCGCUCCUGCAUGAUCGUCAACAUCAACCAGUGUGCGUCCACCUACGAUGAGACUCUGUACGUAGCCAAGUUCUCAGCCAUUGCCAGCCAGCUUGUUCAGGCACCCCCCACAAAGCUGGGACUUCCAUCCUUACAAUCCAUCAUCAAAGAACACAACAGGCGAACCAGCCAGGGUCCAGAGGCAGAGCCAGAGGAAGAUGUGGAAUCAGAAGAAGACACUGAGGAUGAGGCAGAUGUCUCCAUGUAUGAGAAGAAGGACUUGCUGCGGGUGGUCGAAGCUGCACGAGAGCUGCUGGUGCAGGAGCGGCAGAAGAAGCUGCAGCUUGAGAUGCGCCUGCGCGAGGAGAUCUGCAAUGAGAUGCUGGAGCACAUGCAACAGAAGGAGCAGUGGUGGAGCCAACACGUGGAUGCUCAGAGAGAGCAGCUGGAGGAACUGUAUGAGGGUAAAAUGACCAUCCUGAAGGAGUUACUGACUGACCACUACCAGGAGAAGAUGCAGGAGCGUGACGAGGAGAUCUUGGAGCUCAAAGCUGCUCUGCAGGAGACCAAACAAAAACUGGAGAGCUUGGAUACCAAACAAAAGGACUCAGAGCAAAGCGUACGUCGAUCCAAGCGAGUGGCCACCUCAUCUGCUCUGCAGCAGGAGCUGGCAGACACCAAAGCCAGGCUGGAGCAGUGUCAAAAGGAGUUGAAUUCCACAAGCACAGAGUUGCGCAAGUACCAGAAAUUAGUGGAGCCACCUCCCUCUGCUAAACCCAUUACCAUGGAUGUGGACAGGAAGCUGGAGGAUGGACAGAAGAACGUCAGACUGCUGCGUUCAGAGUUACAAAAGAUUGGGGAGUCUCUCCAGGCUGCAGAGCGGGCGUGCUGCCACAGCACAGGGGCAGGGAAGCUGCGAGAAGCCCUGGGCACGUGUGAUGACAUCCUGGCAAGACAGGACCAGACCCUGGCAGAGCUGCAGAACAACAUGAUGCUGGUGAAGCUGGACCUGCGCAAGAAGGCGGCCUGCAUCGCUGAGCAGUACCACACGGUGCAGAAGCUGCAGGCGCCGCCAACGUCCGCCCUCAAGAAACGCUUCUGCGCCAACAGGGAAAACCUGCAGCCCAAUCAGCCUCCUGGCAAAAAGCCCUUCCUGCACAACAUCCUGACACGUUCAGCCACCCGUCCUGUGGCUGCCAGAGGGUGGCAACUCCGUUCAGUUGCUCUGUGACUUUUCAAAAGGAGGUGCCUGCCCUGCUACUACUGGAACAGGUGGCAAAUCCAAUAUGAUAGCCUCUGGUUUUCAUUGUGCGCUUGUUUAUUGUUAUCGUAGCUGCUUGAGAACUUAUGUAAACAUCUCUGCAUAUGUAUGUU